Molecule: messenger RNA, 345 nt
Organism: Venustampulla echinocandica
Lineage: Eukaryota; Fungi; Ascomycota; Leotiomycetes; Helotiales; Pleuroascaceae
Exons: 2
Coding region: 1-345 (114 amino acids)
Source: RefSeq, a predicted model, not a curated record
AUGCGGAAUGCGGAAGCAGACCCCUCUGCUGUGAAUGGAUGGUGUCUUGGAUGGUGCGCCCUCACCACUUGCUGUGGCGUAGGAUGGAUUUUGCAGAUGCUCGACAGAGAGGCGAUGGCCGAGAAACACGAUCUUAAAUAUUCAGCCUGCGGUGGAUGCUUGACAGCGUUCUGCUGCUCAUGCUGUGAAUCUAUCCAGACAUCAAAGGAACUCGAUUACAUUCAGCUUCAACACCGCGGGGAGAACGGAUAUACACCUAACGAGAAGAUGGAGGCUAUUCCUCAAGCUCCCCUGGCUCAUCAACCUCCUCAACAUCCUCAACCUCCUCAACCUCUUAAACAAUAG